Etheostoma spectabile (orangethroat darter) is the source of this 2861-nucleotide messenger RNA. It is a transcript of the gene mgat1b, whose product is annotated as alpha-1,3-mannosyl-glycoprotein 2-beta-N-acetylglucosaminyltransferase b. Gene Ontology annotation, molecular function: alpha-1,3-mannosylglycoprotein 2-beta-N-acetylglucosaminyltransferase activity. The coding region runs from base 315 to 1886 and encodes 523 amino acids. Gene Ontology annotation, biological process: protein N-linked glycosylation. Gene Ontology annotation, cellular component: Golgi apparatus. The record is from RefSeq and is a predicted model, not a curated record. The transcript is spliced from 2 exons. Lineage: Eukaryota; Metazoa; Chordata; Actinopteri; Perciformes; Percidae.
AUCUGCACUUUUGUAACUUCCCUUUGCUUGACUUUGUGUGGCUUGUCUUAGGGGCUUUAUAUGGGAUUUCAUGGAAUGCAUGCAUUCCAGAGUAGGAUCAUGUGAAUUAAUUUUAAAUUGGACAAUCCUCCUGACACCCUCCUGACUAAAAGAUAGGAUGAUUCAAAUUUGAAAAAAUUACAAUGUGAUCUGAUAUCAACUUCCUGCCCAUCUGAGAUUGCCACCUCAGUUUGUAGGAUUCUCCCUCUGGUUCUAUCACCCCAAUACCUGCAGCCUUUUCCACGACCCCAUCCCUUUUCUAGUGUCAUUGGGCCAUGGUUCGCAAGAAAGGUUCUCUUAUACUAUGCGGUGCUUUCCUGUUUGUCGCCUGGAAUGCUUUGCUUCUACUUUAUCUUUGGGGUCGUCCUCCCAUCGGCCGCCUUGGAGAAGGUGGUGGAGCGGAACCAGGAGGACAGGAGGAGUGGGGUGUGGGCAGAGGGAAAGGAGGCCGGGUCAACCUGGCUGGGGAGGUGAUCCGUCUGGCAGAGGAGGUUGAAGUUCAGCUUGAGACCCAGAAAAAGCUACUGAAGCAGAUUGAAAGUCACAGGGCAGUGUGGGCUCGGCAGAAAGACGUCGGGAAAAGAGAAACGGACAAUACAAAAGAUGUCAACCAAGAGGUCGUCCAACAGUCACAGACGCCUCCGCCUCCUCCAAAAGACAGUGUGGAUGAUGGGGACCAAACUCAAAUUAAACCUACACAGAAGCCUGUUUAUACAGUAGCUUCAGCCUCCAAGUUAGAACAGCACCAGGACAUUGAAAAAAAGGAAGAGAUUGGUGAGAACGAUAAACCAGCGACUUCGGAGGCCCGCCCAGAUGUCAUCAUUCCCAUCCUAGUUAUUGCUUGCGACAGAGUGACGGUAAAACGUAGCCUUGACAAACUGAUACAAUACCGCCCUUCUCCAGAACAAUACCCAAUCAUUGUCAGCCAAGACUGCGGCCACGCCGAGACGGCUCGUGUGAUCAGCUCUUAUGGCGAUCAAGUAAGGCAUAUAAAGCAACCGGACCUGUCGGACAUCAGAGUUCGGCCAGAGCACAGGAAGUUCCAGGGCUACUACAAAAUUGCCCGACAUUACCACUGGGCACUUAACCAAGUGUUCAACACGUUCUCCCAGUCUACUGUGGUCAUAGUGGAGGAUGACCUGGAGGUGGCCCCAGACUUCUUUGAGUAUUUCAGAGCCCUGUACCCGAUUCUGCGCGCUGACCCCACCCUGUGGUGUGCUUCAGCCUGGAACGAUAACGGCAGAGAGGCCUUGGUGGAUCCCUCUAAAGCCCACCUCCUCUACAGAACAGACUUCUUCCCCGGUCUGGGCUGGAUGCUGCUGAAGGAGAUGUGGGAUGAACUGGAGCCCAAAUGGCCCUCGGCAUUCUGGGACGACUGGAUGCGUCAACCGGAACAGCGUAAGGAGCGCUCUUGCAUCCGGCCCGAGAUCUCCCGGACUAUCACCUUUGGCCGCAAAGGCGUCAGUUUAGGUCAGUUCUUUGACCAGUACCUUCGCUACAUUAAGCUAAACACUGAAUUUGUGCCUUUUACCAAACAGGAUUUGUCUUAUUUGCUAAAAGAGAACUAUGAUGAAAAGUUUAUAAAAGAGAUGUACAGCGCCCCGCUGGUGAAGAUUGAGGACCUGCAACAAGCGGGCACCUUAAAAGGACCUGGGCCGUUCCGGGUGCAGUACUCAAGCCGGGACAGUUUUAAGGUCUUUGCUCGAAAACUGGGAGUGAUGGACGACUUGAAAUCAGGAGUUCCUCGUACAGGUUACAGGGGCAUAGUGGGUUUCCUUUUCCGGGGUCGGAGGGUGGUCCUGGCUCCGCCAGAGGGUUGGACGCAGUAUGACGUCAGCUGGAGCUGAGACACUGGUCCACACUGUACUAUAGCAAUGGUGUUGGAGAGGGGACACAACCUUACUAAGAGGGGACACCCUCUCAGACCAAAGAAUAUCAGCAGACGCAGUGGUUCAUGAAGGAAUGAAAGCAGCACACAUGACGCUACACAUCCAUGGAGCAUGGAGUGUUGAGCCAGGCCGCUUUGUGAGGGAAGCUUUAAAAAGGAGUGUUCAUUCAGGAUCAGUUAGUUCAGCUGGCCACACAGAAUUUACAGAGUGUAAAAUUGUUAGGAAAAGGAAAUUCCACCCUUAAACACUGUUUCAAAACCUCUAUUGGCAAUGUGCCUUGCUUUCUGGGCCCAUUUAGCUUGGUGUAUUUUUUAUUCCUUUAAAUAAGUGGCCAAAUGUAGACUUAACAUCUCAUUCAGAAGUUUGCAACAGAGGUAAAUGGAGUUUGGUAGCAUAAAAUCAUUUGAAUUGUCAACAGAAGGGGAUUGUUUCCGUAUGUGGGAUAAUACACUGGGAGCCAAACACAAGCAGAGUGAUCAGCUCUAGAACGUGGGAGAAAAUCAGUGUUCUGUAUAAAAUCUUCGGGCAUUUUUGUUACAUGUUGCAAAGUUUUGGAAAUGGAUCCAACUCGUCAGAUCACGUUACUGUUUUAGUCUAUACACUAUUCAGAAGCAGGAAAAUGCUUGGCUUAUACAAGGUUUUUGGUGGUAAACAGAGUUCAAGGUGGUUAACAUUAAAGAUGGAAGAGACAUCAACUUCCCAAAUGGCAGUGAACUGAUCCAGGGCCAGCUAACUGCGCCACUGUCCUGCUGUGCUAUCUCCCGGAGCGCUGAGCAACUCAUAAAAUCUGUUCUGGGAAUGUUGAAAAUACCAGAUCAUAAGACGCCUAUAAGGUGGGUAUAAACGAUGCCAGGUGGCUGCAAAAUAAUCCUUUUAAUUUACUUAGUUUCCAAAAACAAGUUAACAAAGUGAUUUACAGAAAUAAACAGAAAA